Messenger RNA from Mytilus trossulus (common blue mussel), 711 nucleotides. RefSeq lists its product as uncharacterized. Bases 37 to 711 code for a protein of 224 amino acids. Lineage: Eukaryota; Metazoa; Mollusca; Bivalvia; Mytilida; Mytilidae. The transcript is spliced from 2 exons. The record is from RefSeq and is a predicted model, not a curated record.
AACAAAUCGUUUUGAAACAUAACGUCAACAAAUACAAUGAAAAAAACUAGAAAAGUGUCCUCAUUAUGCCUUUUUCUUAUUUUUGUUAUUUUACACAUGGUUUGCAAAAGAAACUACGUUAAGAAUAUAGAAUCCUGUUAUGAAACUGUACAUGUAUUCUCUGCAGUAGCACAAGCAAAGACAAAAUGGAGUUUUAUAGAGAGUAUUGUUCUUGAUGUUCUGGAUGGAUCUAAACAUUCUUAUUGCGACUGUUGUAUAAAUGGGUACCAGGGAACACCUAUUUAUCGUAUAAAUGCUGUUGUGAAGGAGACCUAUAAUCAUAACAGUGAAUUCACUGACUUAAUAGCAAGACAGUUCAAGUGCUCUGUAAAAAAUAUUGGUUUUAGGAUGGUAAAUAUACACUUAAUUGGAAAAAUUGAAUCGUGUAGUAUUUCGUAUAAUCUUCAUCCUGUUUUAUACCCAGAGAUAAAAGAAAACGGAUUCGGAAUAUGUGCAAAAAUAGCCUACAAUUAUCUUAACCCAUUGCACCUUAUUGAGUGGUUUGAAUAUCAGAAAAUGAUGGGUGUAGACAUGGUUUUUAUAUCUGUACAAUCCUUAAAUAAAGACGCUAAUAAAGUUUUGAGACAUUACGAAAGAGAAGGGAUUACAACACUGAUUUCUUUUCUAAAUAACAUGCCCGGGAAAUUAGAUAUGUACUUGGAAAAUAUUUAA